AUGCCUUGCGCCUCUCAGCCAGCCAUGUCGGGAUCUGACCCUACCCAUCAACUGGUCAACACCAGCUAUGGAACCCACCUGUGCCAUGACCCCAGCCACCAGCAGGCUAACACCAGUUUGGGGGCCCCUAACUCUGCAGCUGCCACCCUGAGACCAGAGGCUUGUGGUGAUCCACCAAGAUUUAAAACUAUGAUGCUCCAAGGUGAGCUUAAACCCAAUUAUCGUCCUGGGGAAUGUGUACAAUAUGAGUGUCGUCUAGGUUUCAAGCCCAAGCUUCCUGCUCUCCCCAGAUCUGCUGUUUGUCAAGAUAAUAAUACAUGGUCAUCUCUCCAGGAUGCCUGUGUAGAAAAAUCAUGUCCUAAUCUAGGAGAUCCUGCAAAUGGCCAAGUUAACUUCGUGAAUGAAAGUGUUCUGUUUGGCUCACAGGCUCACUUUGCUUGCAAUCCAGGUUUUUAUCUGAUUGGAGCAAAAAUUAUAUAUUGUGAAAUUUCUGGAGAUAAUGUGAACUGGAGUGAUAAUCUCCCAAUUUGUGAAAUAAUUCUGUGUGCAGCACCUGGAAAUAUAACAAAUGGAAGAUUCACCCAGUAUAAGGAAGUAUAUCAAUAUAGUGAAGUAGUAAUAUAUAGGUGUAAUCCUUCUAAUGGACCAGAUGAAUAUUCUCUUAUUGGAGAAACCACCCUUAUUUGUGUUGAUCAUAACAGAUGGAGCAGUGACCCACCAGAGUGUAAAGUGGUCAAAUGUGACUAUCCAAUCGUCGAACAUGGAGCCAUAGUAUCAGGAUUUAGAGGAAAAUAUUACUACAACAUGCAAGUAGUAUUUCAGUGUCAUGAUGGUUUUUACCUUCACGGGAGUAGCACAAUUGUCUGUGGUGCCAGGGGGACCUGGGAGCCCGAGCUGCCAAAGUGCUCUGCUAAAGAAGCAAUUGCUACCACUACGGUGUCUGCAACUUCCAAUGCCUCAGGUUUCGUAAAGUCCUGCUUAUAUUUGUCAAUAUCCUUUAAAUUCCUUGUGAUGUUUUAAAAUCCUUUAAAUGUCUGGUGAUUUACACUCACUAGAACUUUAAGUAAUAA
Molecule: messenger RNA, 1070 nt
Organism: Bubalus bubalis (water buffalo)
Lineage: Eukaryota; Metazoa; Chordata; Mammalia; Artiodactyla; Bovidae
Product: membrane cofactor protein
Exons: 7
Coding region: 1-1020 (339 amino acids)
Biological process (GO): negative regulation of complement activation, classical pathway
Source: RefSeq, a predicted model, not a curated record